ACAUAGCGGUACCUUAAGCUUUAUGAAUUUGUUGUUUUGACAAACGGCUCUUGACUUUUUCAAAAUGUCCGAUUUCGAGUACGGAAUUUGCCCUUACGACAAAUCGCACCGCAUCUUGCUCUUCCGGAUGCCCAAGCACUUAAUUAAGUGCGAGAAGAACUACUGUGGACCGCCGCUGCAGACCUGCAAGUACAACGCCACACACCGAGUCCAGGACAUGGAGAAGCAUCUGAAGGAGUGUGACUACUAUCUCCGCAGCAUCGAAAACCAGGCGGUGCAGAUAGCGCUUCGUAGUCGCAUACCGCCCAAACAGGAAGAUGGACAUGAUGUGGACACACCAUUUUAGGCUAAGACAAGCAGGCAUCCAAAUAUACCAUGUACAUAUGUGAUAGUAUAUGAACCAUAAAAUAAAAAGCUUCUUGAAGAAGCAUGCACAAU
Messenger RNA from Drosophila melanogaster (fruit fly), 438 nucleotides. RefSeq lists its product as uncharacterized. The record is from RefSeq and is marked reviewed. Bases 65 to 346 code for a protein of 93 amino acids. Lineage: Eukaryota; Metazoa; Arthropoda; Insecta; Diptera; Drosophilidae. The transcript has a single exon.